AGGUGGAAGUGCGAGGAGACACAUUUUACUCAAAAGAAGUCAAAAAAGUCAUGAUCAAAGCCUAUGAUCCUCUGACAUUCAUCCAAACAGAUAAACCCAUCUACCUUCCUGGGCAAAAAGGCCACGAGAUGCUGUUGCCUGUGACAACACCAAGGAGGAUGUGUUGCAAAAGGACGCGUAAACAUGGCAACCACAGAGGAGUUUGUGCCAGGCUAAUGGCUAACCCACACAAGCUGGUAGUUCCAACAGUCACUCUGACUUGUACAAAGUCACCCCCUUCCUCAUGUUUGCAACUCUGAUGACCUAGCAGAGCUGCUCAGACCUGUACAGACCCAAGGUGAAACAACAGAGACCUGCCAUUAGAAAAGUCAGAGUCGGGUCACAGAAUCCUACUCCCAUACUGCAGGACUGCCUUGAGACAACACAGUGGGAGACCUCCAAAGAGGUAGCAACAAAUGACCAGGGACUUGACCUGGAGGCCACUGAAUCCCACUGAAUCAGUCAUCAGCUACAUGUAAGCUAAAUGUAUUGACAACGUGACAGUUGUCAAAACCAACACGUCGCAAUAACGGAAAACCCUGGAUGUAUACUGAAGUGUGUGCGCUACUGAGAGCCAGAAACACAGCAUUUAUGUCAGGAGAUGCAGCAGCAUACAGACUGGCUAGGAGGAGCCUGCUAUGUGGCAUUAGGGAGGCAAAGAGGCAGUAUAGACAGAAACUUCACAUCCAUUUAAUUAAUACAAGGGACAUCUGUCGGCUGUGGUAAGGCUUCCACUCUCUGACUGACUACAAGCACUCCCUCCCACAGAAAUGCCUCAAUGAUCCUGCCUGAUGAACUCAACCGUUAUAUUAGUCAGUUUGAGGCAAGUAACACCACCCAGGCACGGAGACUCCCCCCUUCAACUGGCAAUCAGAUCCUGCAGCUGUGAAGAAGAUCUUUGCUUGCAUUAACCCAUGGAAAGCUGCUGGACCCAACAACAUCCCUGGGCGGGUCCUGAAGUACUGUGCUGAGCAACUAAAAGAUAUGGUCACAAACAUCUUAAACACCUCGCUCAGCCAGGCAGCGGUACCCACAUGCCUGAAACGAGCUACCACCAUCCCUGUGCCAAAGAAGCACAAUCCUGCUGAUGUAAAUGACUACUGCCCCAUGGCACCCACACCAGUGCUGAUGAAGAGCUUUGAGACAUGCAGCACAUAAAAUCCUGCCUCCCUGCCAAACUGGACCUCCUACAGUUUGCCUACAAAGUAAACUGUUCCACUGAGUAUGCCAUCUCCACCACACUCCACCUCAUCCUGUCCGACCUGGAGGAUAAAGACACCUGUGCCAGAGUCCUCUUCAUUUACUCCAGUUUGACGUUUAAUAAUAUAAUUCCACAGCAACUUGGUGGAGAAGCUGAGGUUGCUGGACAUCAACACUGGCAUCUGCAGCUGGGUCCUCAUCUUCCUGAUGCAGCGGCAGCAGUCAGGGUGGGACAAAGAACAUUCAGCUCCAUCGUGGUAAACACAGUGUCCCCUCAGGGCUGUGUCCUGACUUCCCUCCUGUUCAGCCUGCUUACCCAUGACUGCACUGCCACCCACGCCACCAACCAUAUCUUUAAGUACGCAGAUGACAUGACUGUGGUGGGCCUCAUUAAGAACAACAAUGAGGUCACAUACAGAAUGGAGGUGGACCAGUUCACAUUGACAUGCAGGUUCCACAACCUAUUUCUUAACAUAGAAAAAACAAAGGAGAUGGUGAUGGAUUUCAGAAAAUCUGGCAAACCGGCCUACAGUCCUCUGAUCAUAUUGGGGCUGCUGUGAGAGGGUCAGCAGUGCCAAGUUUCUUGGAGUCCACCUGGCAGAGGACUUGACCUUCACCACCAAUACUGCAGCAUUCGUCAAGAAGGUCCAACAGCUGCUACAUCCGCUUAGGAGACUCAAGAAAGCAGGUCUUCCCACUGUCCACUUAACCACCUUCUACAGAGACAACAUUGAGAGCAUUAUGACCUACAGUACAGCCUCACCUCCUUGUUUGCCAUGGGAAACAUCAAGUGAAUAGGUUGAUGAAGAUGGCCAGAAGAAUCAUAGUGAAUUUCAGAGUCGUCACAAUGGAUACUAAGAUGCGACCUGUCAAUCAGCUGUACGAUGUCAUUGAACUCCAGGAUCCUAAUGGUAACAGGGUUGGACAGUGGCUAAAUGAAACAUCCAACGGUAAAAUAUUGCAGCUUUCUUAUUCCUUGGACACUGAGUCUCGUGAGGGACCAUAUCAGAUAAUUGUGUCAGUGGGUGAGAAUAAAGUAUAUCACAGCUUCGAGGUGGAAAAGUAUGUUUUGCCUAAAUUUGAUGUGACAUUAAAUGUACUUGAAGAAGUGAGUAUUGGGCAGAAAGAAAUUGAAGCUGAAGUGUGUGCAAAGUAUACAUAUGGACAGCCUGUACGAGGACGUGUUACAGUUAAUGUGUGCCGACCUGUUAUGCAGUUUAGCACCCUUCCUGUCAGAGCCAAUCCCUGCCACACAGAGACAAAGCAGACAGACAAAACUGGCUGUACAACAUUUUCCUUCAAGAUGUCAGUUUUUACCAAAAUUGACCAAAUGGUGCUUAAAGAUGUUCUGGAUAUCAAGGCCAAAGUGAAAGAGGAUGGAACAGGUAUUUCCCGCCCUCAAGAGAAGAGAAUACAGAUUUCUUAUGUCCUUGGAAAGGUGUCUUUUAUUGACAUGCCCAAGUUUUGGGAACGCGGUUCAAAUGUGGAAGGAAAAGUCAAAGCAGUUUACCACAAUAAUGCACCAAUUUAUGACACACCUGUGUACCUGUUUGUGGGAUCAAGGUGGGAAGCACGCUCACUACAAAAUCUUAGAACUGACAGCAAUGGCGUUGCCUCAUUUUCUUUCAACACAGAUGGCCUCACUGGGGAUAUCCAACUCCAUGCAAGCCUGACAUCAACAUUGGACACCCAAGAAGAUAGAACUGUGUACUAUGAGACUGGAGAUCACACACUACCCAUGUUCCAGCCUUCUUCUCCUGAUGGUAAAACAAUCAGCUCUCUGGAGGUAAAGAAGAAGGAUAAACCUCUUCCCUGUGACACAGAAGAGGAUAUAUAUAUCCAGUACACUAUAGUGGGAGAAGCCCAGGGCUCUGUGGAUGUGAUGUAUCUGGUCUUGUCCAGAGGAGCUGUCACCAUGCAAGGACUUGAACAGGUCAAAGUGCCAGAUAGAUCUGUGACUGAGGGUCAGGUAUCCUUUAAAUUGAGAGUGUCUCCUGAGGUGGCACCAGAAGUCCAGGUUGUGGCUCAUGCCGUCCUGCCAAGCAAAACCGUAAUUGCCCACAGUGCUGACUUCUCCACUGAUAAAUGCUUCAGAAACAAGGUGUCACUGGAGUUUUCACCAUCAUCAGCUGUCCCAGGUGAAGAGACCAACAUGCAGAUGACAGCCCUGCCACACUCUCUAUGUGGUGUGAGUGCCAUCGACAAGAGUGUUCUCAUCAAGGAGCCAGGGAAGACCCUGAAUGCAGAUAAGAUAUUUGACCUGUUCCCCCUCAAGAAAUCUUCUCAUGUCCCACAUGAGGUUAAAGAUGCUACAGAAUGCUUACAUUGGAGACCAUAUCCAGAUCAAAGGAAUGAUGAUGCCUAUGCUGUUUUCCAGAAAGUCGGACUGAAGAUGGCAACAAAUGUGUUUAUUCCAUGCUUCGAGGAACACGUAUACUAUUAUGACUUCAUGGAAGAAUCAGAAUAUGUUUUAUAUGAUUAUGUUGAUUCUGGUCACGAACAACUUCCUCCUGAACCUCCACCAGUGGAGACAGUUCGCUCUUUCUUCCCUGAGACUUGGAUAUGGGACCUGGUGGAAGUUGGAGACAAUGGGAAAACGGAUGUGCCCUUGACUGUCCCAGACACCAUCACCACCUGGGAGACAGAGGCUUUCUGUUUGUCCUCACAAGGAUUUGGUUUGGCCCCUCGUAAAGAAAUGAAAGUCUUCCAACCUUUCUUCCUUGAGCUCACAAUGCCCUACUCCAUCAUCCGGGGGGAGCAGUUUGAACUGAAGGCAACUGUCUUCAACUACCUGACCAGUUGCAUCAUGGUCACUGUCACUCCUGGGCAUUCCUCAGAUUACACCCUCAAACCUCUCUCUGGUGACCUGUACACAUCCUGUUUGUGUACCAAUGACCGCAAGACCCUCAGGUGGAACAUGAUCCCAACAGCCUUAGGGGUUGUGAAUGUGACUGUGUCUGCUGAGGCGGUGGCAUCCCAUGUUUCAUGUGGUAAUGAGGUUGUGAGCGUUCCUGAAAGAGGUCGCAUCGAUAUGGUCACAAAAUCUCUCAUAGUAAAGGCUGAGGGAACUGAGAUGACAAAGACGUACAACUGGCUGUUUUGUCCAAAAGGAGACACACUUGCAGAGGAAACAGAGAUACAACUGCCUGAGAAUGUGAUUGAAGGAUCUGCCCGCACUUCUGUAUCAGUCCUGGGUGAUAUCCUCGGACGGGCUCUGAAGAACCUGGAUGGACUACUACAGAUGCCAUAUGGAUGUGGGGAGCAGAACAUGGCUCUCCUAGCCCCCAACAUCUAUAUCCUCCAUUACCUGAAAGGCACAGAGCAGCUCACCCAGGCCAUCAUGGAAAAAGCUGCCAACUUCAUGACCAGUGGAUACCAAAGACAGCUCAACUAUAAAAGUUCUGAUGGCGCUUAUACCACAUUUGGAACAGGACCAGGAAACACUUGGCUGACUGCUUUUGUGGUGAGAAGUUUUGCCAAAGCUCAGUCCUUCGUCUACAUUGAUCCAAGAAAGAUCGAAGAGUCUAAAACCUGGUUAGAACAUAAACAACAAGAUAAUGGCUGUUUUGAAAAGUCAGGGAAACUCUUCCACAACAGAAUGAAGGGUGGUGUAUCUGAUGAAGUGACUCUCAGCGCAUACAUCACUGCUGCCUUCAUGGAAAUGAAUAUAUCCCCAAAAGAUCCUGUGGUCUACAAGAGCCUGGCUUGCCUCAAAGAAUCCAUCAGUGACCUCAGCAACACCUACACUACAGCUCUGCUGGCGUACGUCUUCACCCUGGCAGGAGACAUGGAGACCCGUGCUCACCUUCUGCAGCACUUAGACACAGUUGCAGUGAAGGAAGGAGGUUUCCUCUACUGGUCUCAGACAGCAACAGAAACAUCAGCCUCUCUGUCAGUGGAGAUCAGUUCUUAUGUGCUGCUGGCCAAACUCAGUGCCUCCCCAACUGUUGAGGACCUGGGCUAUGUCUCUGGUAUUAUCAGGUGGCUGACUGGCCAGCAGAACUACUAUGGAGGCUUCUCAUCCACUCAGGACACAGUGGUGGCUCUUCAGGCUCUGGCUCUCUACUCCACUCUGGUGUUCAGUCCUGAGGGUUCAAGCACAGUGACCGUUCAGACUCCCAGCAGUCAGCUGACAUUUGAUGUAAAUCAGGACAAUAAACUGCUCUACCAGGAGAAGACGAUGCAGGACGUGUCAGGAAAAUACAGCCUGGAGGUGAAGGGCACUGCAUGUGCUUCAAUGCAGAUUUCUGUUCACUAUAACAUCCCAACUCCUACUGAUGUCACCACUCUCAGCGUGAAGGUCAAACCAGAGGUCGACACGAGUGAAUCUCCCAGACCCAAACUCACUCUGAAACUAAAAUCCCUAUACAGUGGAAAGGAGAGCACUACAAACAUGGUGAUCCUGGAUAUCAAAAUGCUCUCUGGAUUUGUCCCAGACCCAGAGUCUUUGAUGAUACUCAAAGGUGCCCUGAUGGUGGAUCGUGUUGAACAAAAGGAAGAUCAUGUUCUUGUGUACUUACAGGAGUUACUAAAGGACACCCCCAUCAGCCACAGUUUAGAGAUCAUACAGGAGCUCCCAGUGGACAACCUGAAGCCUGCUGUGGUCAAGAUCUAUGACUACUACCAGCCAAGUGACCAGGCUGAGACAGAAUACAUUUUCAUCCCUCAAGGUACAGUUUGGUUGGUCCAGAGGGCAUCGCUCAGCCUAAAACCUUUAUUAAAGAUGCUUUUUGUGCUCACAUGUGUCUCGAUGCAUUUUUGUGUUAUCAGCUCUUAGAGGUCUUCACUACUAUUAAUGUUUAAUAUUCUUUUAUAAUAAAAUCUGCAUCCAACAAGUUGACAGGACAUCCUUGUGACUGCAUGUUCAAAAGAGCCAUAUUCAUGACUCCACAGUUUAAAUAUCUUGUUGUUUAAUCAUUAGAAAGUUUCUUACAGUUUUAAUAUAUCAAAAUCAAUAUAUUUCAAGUUUAUUGACUGAUCACUGAUUCAGUAGCAGCAGAGUCUACUCAAUCAUCAACCUGUUCUACAACCUGGAGAGUUAAUAAUGGUAAACAUCUGUAUG
Molecule: messenger RNA, 6301 nt
Organism: Archocentrus centrarchus (flier cichlid)
Lineage: Eukaryota; Metazoa; Chordata; Actinopteri; Cichliformes; Cichlidae
Product: alpha-2-macroglobulin-like
Exons: 35
Coding region: 2042-6016 (1324 amino acids)
Cellular component (GO): extracellular region
Molecular function (GO): endopeptidase inhibitor activity
Source: RefSeq, a predicted model, not a curated record